This is a messenger RNA of Dryobates pubescens (Downy woodpecker), 942 nucleotides long. Its product is annotated as histidine-rich glycoprotein-like. The record is from RefSeq and is a predicted model, not a curated record. NCBI's taxonomy places the organism in Eukaryota, Metazoa, Chordata, Aves, Piciformes, Picidae. Bases 1 to 942 code for a protein of 313 amino acids. The transcript has a single exon.
AUGCACAUACACCACGCUCACACGCCACGGACACGCACCGCACACACGCGCCACACUCACGUGCCACACACAUGCUCCACGCUCACGCGCCACGGACACACACCGCACACACACACCACACUCACACGCCACGCACAAGCACCGCACACACGCACCACACACACGCACCACACAUGCACCACACUGACGCGCCACGCACAGGCACCGCACACACGCGCCACACACGUGCACCACGCGCACGCGCUACGGACACACACUGCACACACGCACCACACUCACACGCCACGGACACGCACUGCACACACGCACCACACUCACACACCACGGACACGCACUGCACACAUGCACCACACUCACACGCCACGCACAGGCACCGCACACAUGCACCACACUCACGUGCCACACACAUGCUCCACGCUCACGCGCCACGGACACACACCGCACACACAUGCACCACACUCACGCGCCACGCACAGGCACCGCACACACGCACCACGCACACGCACCACACAUGCACCACACUCACACGCCACGCACAAGCACCGCACACACGCACCGCACACACGCGCCACGCACAGGCACUGCACACAUGCACCACACUCACGCGCCACGCACACGCACUGCACACACGCACCACACUCACACGCCACGGACACGCACUGCACACACGCACCACACUCACGCGCCAUGCACAGGCACCGCACACACGCACCGCACACACGCACCACGCACACGCACCACGCACACCUGCCACACACAUGCACCACGCACACGCAGCACGCACACGCGCCACGCACACGCAGCACACACAUGCAGCACACACACGCAGCACACGCCACGCACACACCACGCUCAUGCCACGCACACGCAGCACACACGUGCAGCACACACACACACGCGCAUCACGCACACACGCCACGCACAUGCCCAGCUCCUCCUUAG